AUGGCACAAUUUGCUCAAGUUUCUUCUCAUCUGGAUGACGUCCAGUCCUCCACAGCACUACUGCCUUCAAUGCACAUGAACCUCCAAUCCCAAAGGACAGUUGCGAAUCGUAUCGCAGGAAAACAGGAGGCGGAAGGCCAAAGGAUCCGUGCUAUCCAGCAGGCUCUAUCGCGAUAUGUUGUCGAUUCUGUCCAACAUCGUCAGACGGCUCUGACAGCAUUUUCCGAGAUUCACUCAAAGUUUGAUGACCUACGAGGAAAUGUAGCACAAACAUUGCGCAUGUCACGAGAGGACCAGAAUAUAUUGAGUGAUAUCUGUGUAGGUAUCAAAGAGUUGCAACGUAACGUGGACAACCAUGACUGGAAGUUCUCGAGAUGCGAGAAUGCCGAACAGAAUACGACAUCGCGACAAGCCUCCUCUUCAAUUCUCCAGAUGAACGACCCCUUUGCAGCCAGCUUCCUUCGCCUCAUUCAACUGACUGAGCAAUCCAUAACUAACAUAUCAUAA
Molecule: messenger RNA, 507 nt
Organism: Fonsecaea pedrosoi CBS 271.37
Lineage: Eukaryota; Fungi; Ascomycota; Eurotiomycetes; Chaetothyriales; Herpotrichiellaceae
Exons: 1
Coding region: 1-507 (168 amino acids)
Source: RefSeq, a predicted model, not a curated record